This is a messenger RNA of Paracoccidioides brasiliensis Pb18, 417 nucleotides long. RefSeq lists its product as uncharacterized. The record is from RefSeq and is a predicted model, not a curated record. Bases 1 to 417 code for a protein of 138 amino acids. The transcript has a single exon.
AUGGCCCCAGGCACCAGCCGGUCAAAAUUCCCCCGAAGCCCGCUUCGCUUCUAUGGCACUGCGGGGUCCGAGGAUAGCGAGCCCGUACUCAUUCUCCCAGGCCAGACGGUUCUAGGGUUAUCCGGGAACAAUGCCAAUGGCCUGUUUCUCGUAUUGAACGCGCAGAGUUUAGACCAGAGUCAACAAUCGUCGCGUGUCUCGCUCGCCUUCUUCCUGGUAUUUUCGUCCAUGAAUGGUUGGUUGGUCGCUAGUUGGAGAAUAUUGCGCCCUUUCGAGGAACGACUCCAUGUGACUUCGGGCCUCGAGCGGACCAGCCUCGGGCGAAUCAUCGCCGAAACAACCCGUGGGCAAUACCCAAGCCGCACUAUGCCGAUUUGCGAGAGACGAGACGUUCGGCAAGCCGCUAGUCGACACUAA